Chlorocebus sabaeus (green monkey) is the source of this 1110-nucleotide messenger RNA. The record is from RefSeq and is a predicted model, not a curated record. Lineage: Eukaryota; Metazoa; Chordata; Mammalia; Primates; Cercopithecidae.
CAAUGCCUGGGUCAGAGCCCUGGGGAGGAACUGCUCAGUUAGGACACAGAGGGAACCAUGGAAGCCCCAGUGCAGCUUCUCUUCCUCCUGCUACUCUGGCUCCCAGAUACCACCGGAGAAAUUGUGUUGACGCAGUCUCCAGCCACCCUGUCUUUGUCUGCAGGAGAAAGAGCCACCCUCUCCUGCAGGGCCAGUCAGAGUGUCAGCAGCAGCUUAGCCUGGUACCAGCAGAAACCUGGGCAGGCUCCCAGGCUCCUCAUCUAUGGUGCAUCCAGCAGGGCCACUGGCAUCCCAGACAGGUUCAGUGGCAGUGGGUCUGGGACAGAGUUCACUCUCACCAUCAGCAGCCUGGAGCCUGAAGAUUUUGCAGUUUAUUAUUGUCAGCAGUAUAAUAACUGGCCUCACACAGUGAUUCAACCUGAAACAAAAACCUCAACAAGACCCUCAGUGUUUACUGAUUAUACCAGCUGCUUCCUUGACAGACAGCUAGGCGGCACAGGAUGCUCAGUGCAGAGGGGAAGAAGCAGGUGGUCCCUGCAGCUGGAAGCCCAGCUCCCACCCCUGCUGCUUUGCAUGUCCCUCCCAGCUGCCCUACCUUCCAGAGCCCAUAUCAAUGCCUGGGUCAGAGCUCUGGGGAGGAACUGCUCAGUUAGGACCCAGAGGGAACCAUGGAAGCCCCAGCACAGCUUCUUCCUCCUGCUACUCUGGCUCCCAGAUACUACCGGAGAAAUUGUGAUGACGCAGUCUCCAGCCACCCUGUCUUUGUCUCCAGGGGAAACUGCCACCCUCUCCUGCAGUGCCAGUCAGAGUGUUGGCAGCUACUUAGCCUGGUACCAGCAGAAACCUGGGCAGGCAUCCAAGCUCCUCAUCUAUGGUGCAUCCAGCAGGGCCACUGGCAUCCCAGACAGGUUCAGUGGCAGCGGGUCUAGGACAGUGUUCACUCUCACCAUCAGCAGCCUGGAGCCUGAAGAUGUUGGAGUUUAUUACUGUCAGCAGUAUAAUGACUUGCCUCCCACAGUGAUUCAACAUGAAACAAAAACCUCAACAAGACCCUCAGUGUUUACUGAUUAUACCAUCUGCUUCCUUGACAGACAGCUAGUGAGGUUUUAG